AUGACAUCUAGCUCCUUUGGUCUCACCUCGCAGGCCGUAUCAGCGGGCGAAAUUCCCAAGGCCGAGGGCUGGGAUUUUGACCUGUGCUACACAAGCGUGCUCAACCGCGCCAUCCACACGCUGUGGGACAUGCUUAAUGAGAUAUAUCGCACCUGGUUGCCAGUCGUCAAGGAUUACCGCCUCAACGAAUGCCACCACGGCGCCUUGCAGGGACUGAACAAGGGCCGGGAUGGCCAAGCAGUACGGCGGCGAGCAGGUGCUGAUCUGCUAUACCGCCAGCUCUGGAACCCUCCGACCCUCCUGGCCAGCGUGCCGACCGUCGCUAUGCCCAUUUGCAGCCCGAACAGAUUCCCGUGA
Molecule: messenger RNA, 357 nt
Organism: Scedosporium apiospermum
Lineage: Eukaryota; Fungi; Ascomycota; Sordariomycetes; Microascales; Microascaceae
Product: Bisphosphoglycerate phosphatase
Exons: 2
Coding region: 1-357 (118 amino acids)
Biological process (GO): glycolytic process
Molecular function (GO): intramolecular phosphotransferase activity
Source: RefSeq, a predicted model, not a curated record